CAUCAGAUAAACUGGCGCUUUUUUUUUCUUUUACACUCUUCGUCCUGGCGUGCUGUUGGAGUCGGUGCUGUUGUUAUCGUUGGUGUCAGAGAAGUGUGGUUUCCAUGGAUUUAACACCAAAAUGUCGUCUUGUGGUUACAUUUUCUAAACAUUUCAGAAGCCGAUGUCUUCAUUCCCAAGAGCGCUACAGUCAAGUCCGCUAACUUCAUCCUGUAAAUCUGCCAAGUGCCUUGCUCGCAUUUCUUGUGUUUACCUCCCUUAGACGUUCUGACUCGCCAUGGCUAGAUUCCUACUCCAUAGCACCAACUCUUCAAUCUCAAGCUUCUUUCUUCAACGCAGACAUUUCUUCUGCUGUUCCACUCAACGAGAGUCAUCUGAAUGAUUGCGAAAGUAUUUUACUUUUAUUUAACUACUUUGGUGUCUCGGAUCUUUAAAGAGUGAUUCGUGAAGGAAUUAUAUUUUUUUAAACGUCACGGUAUUCAACACAUUUUAUUAGACGAAUCUUGAAACUGAUUCACAAAAUAACAACUAUAGGAAAUUUUCACGAUAAAUUAAACAGUGUCAAGGUCGCUACAUUGAACUUCAAUGUUAUCAACGAAAAAUAUAAGAAAACAAUUACCUAGAAUCGGAAGAGAUUAGAAAAUUUAAUACUGCACCUCUAAAAAGUGCAAACAAAUUAUCCUAUUUAAAAUACUUAAAAACAAACAUAGUUUAUCAACAUUUCCAUUAUUCUCUAUACCGGAUAUACCAAAAAGCUAUUUAUUGUUUUUCCGUCGCAGUUUACACAGAAAGGCAAAACUUAAUGUUUGCCAAGUGCUGAUUAAAGCGUAGCAACUGCUUCGUCGUGUGAACUACCUGGCUGUUGUCGUCUGCUUAAUUCUUGCCUGCUGCUUGGAUAUUCUCCUCUAAUUUGUAUCUUUCAUGCAGAUAAAGUAUUGAUGUAUGCAUGUGUUCCUAGCUAGAGUACUGCCUUGUUCUUGUUCAAUAAAGACACAGACUUUUUUUAAAAAAAAGGAAAUUGCUGCUGUUAUGAUAGUGCUUAUUAUCUAUGAUGUUUAACUGUCGUCUGCUUCGAAAAUUGUAUAUAAUUUAAAAGUUUGGCAUUCUGAACUUUUGAUGUCGUCUGCUGAACCUGGAUAAUAGUUACGUCUGCUAGCCUUGUCUGAUAAUCACGUGAUUAGACAUUUAUAUUCUCGAAGAGACACAAAUAAAAAGAUUUCGUCUGAUUAUGACGUCUGGGAAACAACUCUAAAUACACCGGCCGUUCUCGUCUGCUGCACAAGUAUGCUUGUUCCACCAGAUGAUCACGUCUGCAAAACAAACCUUCUUGUUCCCGCCGACCGAUCUCGUCUGCUGAAAAAGUAGUCUAGUUCCACCAACUGAACUCGUCUUUUGAACAAACUUGCUAGUUUCACUGACUGACCUCGUCUGCUGAACCAUUCUGCUUUAAACGCUGCCUAACUACAUGUCUUAAGCACCUACGUUUGCAGAUUUGACCUACCAAAUAAAUUUAAGUCCUUAUCAUAUCUAGCAUCAUUUACUUUUCUUGCCAUUUCUUAGCAUUUUCGGGACACUUCUGCAAAGCUUUGUUUGAAAUUCACUUCUGCAACUAUUGCCAUCCAUUCAAGCCAUCACGUGAUGUCGCCAUAUACGUUAUUUUGUAUCUUAUGACAAGGACUAACUCUUGUUCUCAUCUGCGCCUAGCCGAAAAACAUUUUUUAUUUAGCAUCAUUCAACUUUAAGUGCUCUAAUUAUUUUGAAGAGCCACUCUACUGAUAACUUCCAUCUGUCACUUGUGUGAAUAGGGUUUUAUUGUUGAAGGUCUGCGAACAUAGUGCGGGGGGGAAAAAGGUUCUGAAGGAAUUAAGCACGUUGAAAGAGCAGCUUGAGCAAUGAAAGAGCAGCUUCAGCAAUGAAAGAGCAGCUUGAGCAAUGAAAGAGCAUCUUCAGCAAUGAAAGAGCAGCUUGAUUACAAGGCGUUCAUCAAUAUCACACAGGAGAUGGUGGAGCUUGUCCAGGGCUCCACGGAACACUACGGCGUGUACAAAAACAUUCACGUCAAUAUGUCUGACCUCAGUGAGGCAGGCAACAGAGCUGUAGCCGGCAUGCCCGCCACGACGACAGCUGCUGCUGGUGCCUCGCAUUGGGAGGCAUGCCACGAUUGGAUGGAUGCUCAGCAUACCCUCUUUCAAUUGGCCAACCUAUGUGCGGCCGUGUCACUGCUGACCCCUAGCAGCUUUCGUCACCACCUGCUGUUCCUCCGCUGCCUUCUCUUGAUAUCAUUCCUGCUCUUCAUUCUCUGGGCUGGCCUCUUUGAGUGCAUGCUGGACGUCCUGGUCUGGAACUGUCUGUUCUUCGCGGUGGACCUUGUCCACAUCAUCAUCCUAGUCUAUACUAACAUACCGAGUAGAUUCAACAAAAGUUUGCUGGACCUGUACGACAAGAAGAUGAAGCCUCUGAAAGUUGGACGCCGGGACUUCGCUGAGCUCUGCAGCCAUGGGAACAUCAUCCCGCUGCGGAAGGGCAUCAAGUACGCUAUGGAGAAUGUGACGCCCUGCGGGGAGAAAGUAUCCAUACUCCUUAGAGGAAGACUCAAAGUCAGCCAUGAUGGUGUGUUCCUUCACUCGGUAGAGCCAAAUGAGUUCGUUGAUUCGCCAGAGUUUGAUUCUAUACCACUAAUAGGAGACAGUACAGAAAAAUAUCAGGUGACCAUCACGUCCAGUGAAGAUUCCUUGAUCCUGUCCUGGUGCCACACCACGCUGAGAAGCUACUUGGCGACCAACAGUUUCAUGUGGACAGUCUUCACACACCUGGUGGGCAAGGAUGUGAGCGAUAAGUUGUACAAAAUACAGGAGCUAUUGUUGAGGGAGCCAACAGACAGACAUUCGCCCUCCUUUCUAACUCGUAACUCCUCCAUGGUAAAUGUCCGCAAAUGUCUGCUGACCAGUGAUGGACGACAGUCGAGUUUGACCAAUGAUGUUAACCUUUUGCAGGAUACAGCUAUGAACAACUUAUCUCCAACUAUGAACAACUUAUCUCCAGCUAUGAACAACACUGCUCCAGCUAUGAACAACACUGCUCCAGCUCUGAACAACCUGUCCUCGGAAGCUAACGUUGAGACUUGUGUUUAGUGUGCAACUCUUUACUUCUGACGUUUCUCUGUUGUCCUGAUUUUAUUCUCACACUUCAAAGAAAGACAUAUUAAAAACGCUUUUUAGCGCAAAGUGGUCACGUAAUAGUCUUUAAAGGCUCAACUUGAAGAGCAUGUGAUCCAGACUGCGUGUCACAGUUCGGGAUUCUGGUUUAAACUAAACAUGUGCCAAGAAGUGUGCGCAGUAGAAUCAAAAUGAUGGACUAAAACAAUAAGACAGUGAAAACUUUGUCACUGUAUUUUCUUUUCCAUCAAAUACAUUUCAAAGCAUUCCUGUUUAAAGGAUUUGAAGCCUGUGUACUAUCAGUAGAUCUACCAGGACAGAUCUACCAUAAUAUAUCUUUAAGGACCAGAUCUUCCAUGGCAGAUCUUACUGUAAUAUUUUUCCUUCAAAUACAUUUUAAAUCAUUCCUACUUAAAGGAUUUGAAACCUGGACACUAUCAACAGAUCUUCUAGGACAGAUCUACCAUAAUAUAUCUUUAAGGACCAGAUCUUCCAUGGCCUUUCGGGACAGAUUUUUCCUUACAGAUCAUUACAGAUCGUCCACCUCAGAUCUUCUAGGGAAAAAUCUGCGCCUUGGUAAUGAGAUGCAUCCUUAAAUUUCUGAAUCUUUCAAAAACACGGAACUAUUAUCAAACGAAGAGGUUUGUGAAAGUCAUCCGUGUACUGUGUCAUUUUGAUGAGUAGCUCAGUAAUGUCAAAGUAAGAAAAACUAUGAUAUUAUAUGGUCACGUGACAUGACUCAGCAAGUCCUCAAACACAUUCCUACAAGGCGAGAAAUACAAAAGAGUAAAUGGGCGGAUACUGGAUCCCAUCGAAGUUUAUAUUCCACUGAUUCAUUGAAUGCAAUUAAAUACCGAGAUUGAAGACAUGAAGUUGUAGGAGAAUCAUCAGUGGUACUCCAAAGUUUCUUCUACAUAAUUAGGGGAAUAGAACAAGUAAAAAAGAAGAUAAUUAAAAUGUGUUUUGAGCCUUACAAAUAAUUUUUCUAAAAACCGAAGAGACCCAGGUAAAUGCUUAUAGUACCUGAUCUACGGUCAAACAAAAAGAAGGCAUUAUGAGUAAAUGUUCAUUAAGCAUUGUAGUGUCCACACCAUCACUAAGCCCUGAACAAAGAGAAGGCUUGCUACACGUUAGAUGUACACUUUUUGUGGGCGGGGGAGGUUGCUGAACUUAUACAGCAAAAGAAAGACCUUCAAUAAGUCAAGGGCCACAACCAAACAAAAGUUCCAGCAGACGGUUUUAGCACUCUCUCCCUCUCUUCAUCUUAUUUCCACCUCAACAAAUCGAUGACCUCUUACAAAUUGCUUUUGGUCUAUACAUAUUUUUCUCCAUUUCAUCUGUGUGUGUGUGUUUGAAAAGAGGAUCGGGCGUGUGUAUUUUGUCUUUGAAGGACCAUCUGUAAUUUAUCCGAUAAGGUUCCAUUCUUUUGAUUAGGUAGCACUGUAGCACCCUGGCUCGUACAUGGUCUGUCAGAUACAAGGGCGGACUGGCUAUAUGGGCAUUUGGGCAAAUGCCCGGUGGGCCAGUACCCAAAUGGGCCGGUAGAGCAACCGAAAUGGCCGCAUCUAUGCCACUAUGGCACGUAUGAAAUUGUUAAAGAUUUUAUAAUAUUCUCUUAUAAAAAAAAAAGGCCACCUGAGCGUCUUGUUUAAAAAGAAAUCUUUUACAGACUAUGCAGUGUAAUACCAUUUUAAUUUAACACAUUUUCCGAAAUAAUGUAAUAGCCUUCAUCCGUAGACAGUGCUACUAGUAGGCUUCAUCCUUUUAGGGCCUACAUAAUUAGCGAUUAAAAAGCAACAUAAUGUCUAUAUUUCUUAUAAAGAUACAGAGUCCACUGUAUGCAUACACAUCGAUACAUUAUCAAACUUAACAUGAUGAUUUUGAGGACAGGUAGACCUAGAAAUGGAUGCCCAUCAUAUGAUAUAGAAUUUGUUGGCCGAAUUGCAUAGAAAUCCCGGGCCGAUUUUGACACUCAGUCCGCACCUGGUCAGAUAUAACUUCACAAUAGCUUAUUAUGAGGUCUUUCAGGUGUUUUUUUUUAAUAAUUAAUAAUCACCCGAUGCCUACGGUUCGUCCAAGCCCAUAGUAGACUACAAUUUGUUUUGUUUUGUUUUCGAGACUCGCCCACUUUUCAAGCUCUACUCAUAAAAAAUUUAUCAGAAGACCGACUCGUUCUGUGACACUUUCUUUGACCAAAUCUCUUCUAGUUUUAAAGCAAGAAAAACAUAAUGAAAUAAAGUAGAAAAACAUUCUAAGAAUAUAUAUUUUUUUAAAAUUCAAAUAUAAUCAAAUAAUUUUUUUAAAAUAAUUAAACAUUUUUUUUUUUCAAUUCAGGUAUCGAACCCAUGACACCGUCAGCUGCUAGAACGCGUUUUCUGUCGGCCAGGAAGUCACACUUGUGUGAUUAUGUAUUAGUUUGUUCAUUAGGCUAUAUGAGUAUCUAGAUCUAACACUAGACCAGAAUUCUAAUUUAGAAGUUCUAGUCUAGAUCUACUUCUAGUUUGUUCAUUAGGCUAUAUGGGUAUCUAGAUCUAACACUAGACCAGAAUUCUGAUUUAGAAGUUCUAGUCUAGAUCUACUUCUAGUUUGUUCAUUAGGCUAUAUGAGUAUCUAGAUCAAACACUAGACCAGAAUUCUGAUUUAGAAGAUCUAGUCUAGAUCUACUUCUAGUUUGUUCAUUAGGCUAUAUGAGUAUCUAGAUCAAACACUAGACCAGAAUUCUGAUUUAGAAGUUCUAGUCUAGAUCUACUUCUUGUUUGUUCAUUAGGCUAUAUGAGUAUCUAGAUCAAACACUAGACCAGAAUUCUGAUUUAGAAGUUCUAGUCUAGAUCUACUUCUAGUUUGUUCAUUAGGCUAUAUGAGUAUCUAGAUCUAACACUAGACCAGAAUUCUGAUUUAGAAGAUCUAGUCUAGAUCUACUUCUAGUUUGUUCAUUAGGCUAUAUGAGUAGCCUAUCUAGAUCUAACACUAGACCAGAAUUCUGAUUUAGAAGUUCUAGUCUAGAUCUACUUCUAGUUUGUUCAUUAGGCUAUAUGGGUAUCUAGAUCUAACACUAGAACAGAAUUCUGAUUUAGAAGAUUUAGUCUAGAUCUAGAAUGUAGAUGUACUCUAGGCCUAUAUUAGAGUUACGUAAAAAUGUAAGCAACGCUUAGAAAACUUUUAAAAAAAUUGAAACAACUUUGAAUUGACUCAGUUAUCGCACAAUCAUAAUUGAGGUCAUACGACUAACUACGUCAGCCAAAUUUAAAUGUAUUUAUUUUUUUAAUUUGAAAAAUUAUAACGUCAAACUAUGGUUUUCUUCAUGUGGCCAUCGAGCUAGUAAAUCUCAAGUUUCUAGGAAAAUCGGUAGAGCCGCAUUUGAGAUGAGUUUUCCUGGUUCCUGCUCGAUCCAGGUUCCUGGAUGCAGGUUCCAUGAAGUUCUGACUUGAAUAAAGGUAUUGCCAAAAAAAAAAAAACAAGAAGAAAAUAUGAACGUAUUUCGAGACCAAAAAGGUUCCAGGAGACAUCUUUUUUCCUUUGUCUAGCGUUGUACGAAUGUCGUCUACCUAAUUAAUGUAAAAAGAGAAUAGAAGAAUUAGAAUAAAUAUUCGAAACAUAUUGAAUACCACAUUCUGUCAAAUAGUCACAUCAUGGUUGGUCUACAUGUAAUUAUCUACAUUUACAAUAAAUAAUCUCAAGGGAGGUAAACGUUUUAGAGUCAAUGACUUUUGGAUGAAAAUAUUUUUAUGAGUUACAUACCCUGUAAAAACAAAUAUAGGUAUUGAAUAAAAAUGUUUGUUAGGUAUAACUUUUUUUUUUUUUGAAUUGCAUGCAUAUAAAGACAACUUAAAAGUUCAAAAUGUACAUUUUAAUGAAAUGUUUUCACGCCAUCUGACAAACCAUAUUUAAUCUAGAACUAUAUCUCUUCUUAAAGAACUGUGAAUCAUAGCCCCCUAAUACCCUCGUAACAUUCACAGUUAGUUCAUAACAUUCGUACUAUUGAGCAUAGAUUCCUACUUAAUUGACAAUAUAAUUAUUUUAUCUGUGUCGUGGGUUAAAUGAACGAACAGGUACACAAAAGGAAAGAAAUGGAUCUAAAAAUAAUGAUAGAUAAUCUAUUACAAAAUCCGUGGAUCUAAUACUAGCAUGAAUAAUGGGAUAUUUGAACUUUUUUCUUUUUUUUUAACGCAUCCGAUAAUUGCUUCAUCUCUUUACUUAAAAUACGAGCAACAUUGUAGCUAGUUUUACAACUAAGUCAUUUUCUUGUCUCUUUUUGGUAAAUAUUCCCAACAAUCCUCCUAACUCUAGGCGUAGUUUAACAAUAUUUUAUUAGCAGCUCAUAUUUGUUUUAUAAUGCCGUUUAUAUGUUAUUCUUUAUCAAAACAUCCACACAUUCUUUACAAAUCAAACAUGUUGGCUUAAUAUCCACAAAUGUUAAAGAUCAUGGAUCAAUCCAUCAGAGAAAAUGUGAUGGCCCUUUCGUAGAUAAAAAUACAUUUAUCAACCUUUUUUUUUAGGUGGGAAAAAAAAGGGGGGGGGUUUCUACUCUUUGUGCCGACUUUUCGGUGGGCAUGAUUGAACUACGUCGCGGGCCGAAUAUGGCCCGCGGGCCGUAUUUUGGGCAUUAAUAUAUUAGAGAACCGCAUUCAUUGCUUUUAAAUAUCAAAUGUAAUACUUGUAAUUAUAUUCUCUUAUGAGAAAUGAUCGUAUAGAUGUCAAUUUAUGGUUCGAGAUGAUCCGGAUCCCUUUUAUGAACCAUGUGGCCAGGUAAAGGAUUUUAUCCACGUGGCCAGGAUGAGGAGUUGGCUCCUCACCGACCCUUCUGUCUGGAGUCCCCCUGCAACUAGAUGAUCAUUUAUUCACAUCCGUCUGGUCAUGGGACACGGAAGCCAACGAUAUGGGUUCCUCCUACCAUGCGAGGCCAAAGGCCGAGCCCACGGUGGGCCCUCCAUAUGCCUAUAAUAUGCCAUUGAUUCCCGUGGGAGAGUCAUCACCGCCCGUAUGACCCCCGCUGGGGAACGAUUCAAUGGGUGUAGGACGGGGUAGCAGGCCUUUCUCACAUCCCCACCACGUGCAAGUACACUCGCUAGAGCAUAACUGUGGUAGCCCACUGAGAACCCUGUUUGCUCUCGUACUUAGCCUCUCAAUUCCACGGGUAGACGUUUCCACGGAGGUGCCACGCUGAGGCAACGGGAGCAUUUCCUCCGAAAUUAUCAGACAGUUCCAAAUAUUCUCACAUCAGAAUUUAUAAAUACCAGACAAAAACUUCUUUUCUAUCACCAGCCUACUUCGGAAUAGAAGAUAUAACCCCAUAGAGACCUACUUGUGCUGAAACAAAAUUCUAUCAGCAUUUUCAAUUAUCAAUCGGCAAUUUCGAGAUCUCGUCACCCAGCCUUAGCCGUUCCUAGAUUUGACCCACAACCGUUUGGCCAGAGCUGAGUGUGCACCAGAACUACUGUGGCCAAACUUCGAUAUGUGAAACUACACAUUUCUAUUAAGUGAUUUAUUUAGAACUCUAAUCUUCUUAUCUUGUCUUCUUCUUAUCUUAUGAAAUACAAGUCUAACCUUGACCCUAAGGUACUUGCCCAUCUAGGGGUCACGCUUGUGUAUGUGUGAGACCAUUAGUAAUAGACGCCCUCAACACUGACCUGCAACGUCACAACCUGUGGGCAGUUUAGACCAAUAGCUCGUUGUCACGUCACGUGGCAACGAACUAUUGGUCCAAACUGGCAACAGGCUGUGACGUUGCAGGUCAGUGUUGAGCCCUACUGUAACAAAUGGUCUCGUGUGCACGCAAUCCUUUCCUAUACAAUGACUAUACUACUAAUGCCAUGCAUGCUUUGACUCACUGCUGACGUAGUAGAAGGUAGCUAAAGCUACCUCUGGUUUAGUUUGUUCACAGCCACAAAAGCUUUGCCAUAGGAUGAAAUUGAUUUGUAAUUAUUAUUUUUGUACUUCCUGUAUGUUACGUAUAUGAUUAAACUUGGCCUAACUUUGACAGAAUACACAAUAGAAGAGAAAGAAACAAUAACUUGGGUAGGAUAACAAAAGGUCUCACUUUGGCUGAAUUCUCAUACUAUACGGGUUUUCAGUGACGUAGCCACCUUUGCGCGAAGCAGUGUCUCUGUGACCGGCCACAUGACUAAUUGGAGUCCUCUGGGGCUACUGAAAGAUGGUAGUUUAUUACUUUUAAGAAGUAAAAGUAUUUAGUGUCAUGACACUAUUACAGGUACUUAAAGAAGUCGUUACUGAAUAAUGGAUAAGAGUUUUAUUAAUUGUAAUGGGUGACACAUGCAUGGAAUGCCAUAGUUUACAAAGCUUAAUAUCAACUCACUCUGUCGGAUACAAAUUUUGUACACGUCAUUUCUCCCAAUUCCCAUUCUCGUAUGAAGUUGUACUGAAUGCUUCUGUGACUAUUGGAUUUUUACUGAAUGGCUUGUUAGAGAUUAGUAAUUGUUAAGGGUGAUAUAUGUGUACUAGAAUGCCAUAUUUUACAGAGCUUAAUAUCAACUCACUCUGUCUGAUACAAAUGUUGUACACGUCAUUUCUCCCACAUCCUUGGAUUUAGUUGUGCUUCUGUGACUAAAGUAUUAGUUUUUGUUUUAGGUCUAUUCUACAGAAAAUACAUUUAACAGGUAAUCCAUGAUUUGCUUCAUAUGGAAACAAUAUUUGAAAUUUCUUUCAAAAAUGAAGGAGAAGAGCAGUGUUACAAAUCUUGGUUUACUAAAUCUCAACAAGUCAAAUCUUGGUUUACUAAAUCUCAAAAUGUCAAAUCUUGGUUUACUAAAUCUCAACAAGUCAAAUCUUGGUUUACUAAAUCUCAAAAUGUCAAAUCUUGGUUUACUAAAUCUCAAAAUGUCAAAUCUUGGUUUACUAAAUCUCAACAAGUCAAAUCUUGGUUCACUGAAUCUCAACAAGUCAAAUCUUGGUUUACUAAAUCUCAACAAGUCAAAUCUUGGUUUACUAAAUCUCAACAAGUCAAAUGACGAAGUAAUGUGGAAGCGUAUUAUUAAAUAUAACCUUGUUGUAAAUCCCUAUUGCGGGCCGGUUCUAUGGUAUUUGCUAUCUCUUAGCUAAAGCUACGCCAUUCAUGUCAAUGUACUAACUGGAUCGAUGGAGUUCCACUUAAAACAAGGAACUACAUUGGCAGCAAAGUUUUUUUUUUUUCUAGGAAUGUCUCUGCUUCGACCGAUAACUGAUCCCUUGGUCUUUAUUAUUCAAUAAGACUGUUCGUCGGCAGUGGCGUAGCUAUGAAUUUGCCAUCAUUUGGAUGCCCGGGGGGGGGGGCUUGACCUCUUUGAUGGCCCAUGCAUUUUGCGUAAUAUUUAAUAUUUAAUGUAAAAAAAAAUCGAACACUCAUUUGUGUCCCCCCGUCAAGUUGAGUCCCGGGGGGAUUUUCAAAUUCUCUCCCCCACCCUAGCUACGCCACUGUUCGUUGGCCCAAUAAAGCUAUUAAGACAAACUGCGCUUAUAGUUUGUUGCUUUUGCCAUUGUCCUGACAAGUAAAAUGUUAGCUUCGAGAGUACUUGACUUCAGUCGCAAUGUUGGCAUUGAUACAAUGGCUAGUGCCAUGUUCAGGUAAAAUGUGAAAGAUAAAAUAUUACUCCCAAAGAGUAGAACUUUCAUUCUGUUCAUUCUCUAUUGGAAUUGCGCGUAGUUGCGCGGUUGUCCGACCUCUAUUCGCUGGACAGGAUCUGGGGGUGCACAUCACAUAUUUGUUGUGACCUAGCCCUUUCAUGGUCACAUACAUUGUGGAACUUUCAGACAGGACUAGUGCUGGACACCUCUCGGUUCACGCUUGUGUGUCUACUGAGAGAAAUCCUUCUGAGCAGUUAAAGUGAUUAAGGGAAUGCUCUGGACUCCCUAACGGACUUUUACUAAGAUCCUAUCUUUAUUUUAUUUAUUUUUUUGAGGGGGGGGGGAGGGUGGCUGGAUUUCUGUGCUGCUUUUAUGAAUUCAGUAAAUCAACCCAUAAUUCUGAGAGGUAUCUCGAAUUGUACUUUCGCUGUUCAGUUCGGUUUCUGCCACUCAGAACACUCCCCAUCCCCUGGCCCUUGGGGGGGGGGGGGGGGCUUGUUCUGGUGCAUUAUUGUUUUCACAAUUUUAUUAUAUUUUUAAGCAAAAAAAAAAAAGGUCAAGCAUUCAAGUUGUAAAAAAAACAUAAACUUGCUAGAUUGUUUAUUUGUGAUUUCACUUGGCCUUUACUACGUUUAGAAAAAACAAAAUGAACAACUAAAUAUGUUUAUCAUCACAUUCAACUGUAUUUAAUUACAUACUGGUUCUACUAAUACUAAUUCUGUUAUUGAUAGUGUGUACUCUUGAGUCUUAAUAAGAUUUGUGUGUUUUAUCUUCAGAAGGUUUCAUUUAACAUUUCUUUGUAACAUGUGGCGUAGGGGGUUUCCCAAAAAUAACAGAGUGGGCAAUAGUCAGUUGUAGAUGGUGUAGUACUUUUGAAUUACUGCAGUUAGAAGUAGAAGAUGUGGCACUUUGCAGGCCUGCAGAGGUAGAAGUUCAUUUACAUGACUACUACAUAACUCUUCUCUGAAAUAUAUGUCAAUAAAAGCGAUGCAUUCUGAGGUGGCUCCAACAGAAAUUUGGGUACCAGCCCAACCAGAGUUUGCCUGAAAUCCCAAAUGGUCAGUCCGAUCUGCAUUCUACUGUUAAAAGACAAAAACUGAGACAUUUAUAAAUUCAUACUAGACUAUAGGAGUGUUAUGGAGUGUGUGUGUCUGUGUUUCUAUGGUGACGGUGGGUAAAAGUUCUGAAUGAUGCAAGAUAGGUGGCAGUCAGCAGUCUUAGGUAGGACAGACGACUCCAGAGCGCCAGUCAGCAGUCUUAGGUAGGACAGACGACUCCAUAACGUUCGCAUUUUGUGUGUGUUGAAAGGCUUAGUUAACCAAUCCCUAGAUCAGACAUGAACCGGCAGCUCUCCAGACAGUUUUGUUUUUCUUAAAUGGGAGUUUUUGGGACCAAAAGACCGAAUCUUGGCGUGGACCACGUACAGCUGUGUAGACCUACUGGAGUUAGUAUCUGUAUUUCAUUCUUCCCGGGCAAUGUUUAUAGAUCGUGUCCAAAUUAAUUUCAGUUAACCUUGACCUUGUUGCUUACAUUAUUCGUUUUCUUGACCUGUCCGCAGGGAUCUGUAUCUUUCUAGGCGUCGUCUCCAUAUUUUGUUGAGGUGGGCUUCUUCGUGUGAUGUUUGUUUUGUAUGAGGCUAGUGUAUGAUAUGCUUAUGUUGAUCAAAACGUCAUCGACUUAAAUUUUUUUUCUCAUACUAUGAAGGUUGGUUACGUCAUGCUUACUCUUUGUUUUAUUAGCGUCAUGUUUGCUUUUAGCGUGUUUACUGUUGUUAUCUAUUUAUGAUGUUAAUUUGUGUUGUAUGAUUUAUGUCAUGAUUUUGUAAGAGUUACAAUGUGCCUGUCUUUCCGUUAGUUUUAUUGACAAUAUAUAUAUAUUUUUUUAUUAGAUCUGUAUAGAUGCUUUCAAAAAACGUAAUGAUGUAUUUUGUUACGGUGCUGUAUUUUCAGCUCACACAAAAUGUGUAGGUCAGUGCGCUCGAGACCAAUCCUUAUAGAAGGCCUGAACACUGACCUGCAACGUCACAACCCUGACAUGUCUUUACGACGUGGCAACAAGCUGUUGGUAUCAACUACCUACAGGUUGUGACGUUGCAGGUUGGUAUUGAGGCCUUCGCUGACGAAUGUUCUCGGUGGGCUAGACUUCAAUGUGAUGUUUGAUUUAUGUGAAUUGCAUUGUCGCUUUGGUUUUGAGACUUUUAUGCUAUGUUUUCAUUUCGUUUAUACAAAUACUAGUUGAUACUCGCAUUUCUCUUGAUUAAAGAAGCUGAUUGAAGCCUUGCGUUAACAUUGUAAAGAAAAGUUUGGUAAUUCCCGAUCUAUUAAUAAGUCAUUAACAAAAAAUAGUGAAAUAAAAAUGUAAAAAUACAAACUAAAAAAAAUAAUGUAUAUGAACUUUACAUUUUUAAUAAAAUAUUACAUAAUUUUCCGCCUAAUUGUACUGCCAUUGGAAAAGGCGUUAUAAAAAAAAUAUACAUGUAUUGAUUUGUGUCACUGACUGGUAUUGCUGAUAUUAUAGAUGUCAAUGUAUUACUGUGUAAACUUUCAUUGUGUACAAGUGUGAACGCCUUCACCUGUGUGUGCUGUAUAUUAACUAGCAGCUUGAUGGCGUGUGCUCUAACUGUGACCUUUGAUCUCGUACCACAGAAGGGAAAAAAACAACAAUUAAACAUUAAAAACAUUGAACCACAAAUUUGAAGGUGUCUAGUGUUGUUUCUUUCUGAUGUGGUAAAAGUGGGAAAGGGGAGUGUUAGAGAGAGGAUGUGGAGAUAGAAGAAAGGCACGAGAGAGGAGAAAGAGGAAGAAGAAAAGAGACUUGGUGGAAAAGAGAGAGAGACUGAAUAAUAAGAGUUGGUGAAAAGAAGAGAGGUUGCUAAAUGAUAAAUGUAGUGGAAAAGAGAGAGAUGGUGAAAGGAAGAGAGGGACAAAAUUCGAAUGCAGAGGGUAUCAAUGAGAGAGCAACAGACCGGGGAACUGGGAAAGAGAGAGAGAGAGAGAAUGAGGGACAAGGGAGAGUAACAAAGUGAAUUGGAAAUAAGAGAACCUGGUCCAGAGCAAGAGCAGAACUAAUUACAGCACACACGAGAAAGAAAUCUACAUCUUCUCGCUAUUUUUCCAUGCUACUAUAUAAACAUAUCUUCUUGCUCCUAGCUAUACAGUUUCAUUUCUCGACAAUCUUCCAUAUCUUUUCUAUGCACCACCUUAGCCAGCAGUUGGAACUUGACUCGCUAGCCUUCCUUGCCGUCAGACAGGAAUAUCUUGCUAGAAUAUACGAGAUCUUUUUUAUAAAUUUUAAUCAAGGAAGCAGAUAGGAAAGACGUGAGACGCAUGGGGGAAGCUGGUUAGUGGCCCAUGCCACAGACGAGAACCACAUGCAGAAAUGAGAUGAAUAUUCUGAUUUCUGGGAUCCAGUUUACGCAAUGAAAUACAGUAAGAAAGAGAAAACAAAGUCAUGAGACAUGAAGAAAUGUGGUAGCCAUAUAAUGAAACCUAAAGAAAAGGUAAAAAAAAAAUAAAAAGAAGAAGAUAGGAAGAGCUAGAAAACAAUGUCAAGGACGCCGUAUUAAAAUAUGGCUGUUGCCAACUUUACUU
Molecule: messenger RNA, 14302 nt
Organism: Biomphalaria glabrata
Lineage: Eukaryota; Metazoa; Mollusca; Gastropoda; Planorbidae
Product: blood vessel epicardial substance-A-like
Exons: 8
Coding region: 1953-3131 (392 amino acids)
Cellular component (GO): sarcolemma
Molecular function (GO): cAMP binding
Source: RefSeq, a predicted model, not a curated record